Molecule: messenger RNA, 705 nt
Organism: Sorex fumeus (smoky shrew)
Lineage: Eukaryota; Metazoa; Chordata; Mammalia; Eulipotyphla; Soricidae
Gene: CFAP68
Product: cilia and flagella associated protein 68
Exons: 4
Coding region: 129-701 (190 amino acids)
Cellular component (GO): nucleus
Source: RefSeq, a predicted model, not a curated record
UUUAUCCUUGCCAAAACAGGAUGGGUGAUGACUCCCAAAUCAUCCCAACUACCUGGAUGAUGAACAUCCUUUCUUAGCUUGGAGAAUUGGGAAAGCCAGAUUUGGUGACUUUUUUUAUUUUUAAGAACAUGGAUCCACUGAAUAAUGAUUGCUGUUCCUGUUCUCCAGAAAGAGGUGAAAACGACCCCUGCUACUCAGAAUCAAAUUACUCUUCUUCGAAAAAGAAGCAGUCCCUCAUCUGCUGCCUUGCAAAGCCUCACUAUGGCAGCCUCAUUAAUGCAGAUGGUCAUGCUGAAGUAUGGACAGAUUGGAAUGAUAUAUCCAAGUUUUUUCAGUAUGGCUGGAGAUGCAGCACUAAUGAAGAUGCUUAUUCGAUUCGUACCCUAAUGGGCAACUGGAACCAGGAGAGAUUUGACAUAAAGUACAUCAUCCAACCCAAACCUUUGCCUUCCCAGUUUGGACACUACUUUGAAACAACAUAUGGUGCAAGCUACAACAGCCAAGUUCCAAUUCCAACCCAUAGAUAUAUACGAGAAUCUCACUGGUUUCCAGGACAUCAGCCUGAGCUGGAGCCCCCUCAACCCAAAUGCACAGAGAAGUCAAAUUAUCAGAAUAGCUAUGUAGAGCCUCAAAUUUGGCAUCAGUCUUCUUCAUGUGUGUGUUAUCCUAAAAACUGCCCAACCGAGGGUCAAGGAUUCUAAGAGU